AUGUUAUGGAAAAAUACAGAUAAUUCAACAAUAAUUGUAUUUCUAUUAAUAUUAAUAUUUUCGUUAUGUCAAAAUAUUUUGUUUUAUGGUAUUCCCAUUGAAUUACCAGCUCUAAUUAAUCAAUUACCAGAAGGAUGGUCAUUACCAGCUAUUUUUAAUUUAGUAAGUCAAGGAGCAGCAAUAUCACUAAUCAUUAUAUUUUUAUUACGUCAUUUAACCAAAUCAAAAUCUUAUGAAACAAUGACAAUAAUAAUAAUUUUAUUAAUAUCUAUAAUAACAUUUGUUAUUCUUGGAUUAAUUUGGCAUAAAACAAUAAUAAUUAAUAAUAAAUCUCAUUCAAUCUAUUUUUUAUUCUUUUCAUUUAUUAUUUAUGUUUGUGAAUAUAGUGGAAGUUUAUUAUUUCUUCCAUAUCUUGAUCGAUAUAAAACAAUUAUGAUGCGAGCUUAUUUUUUAGGUGAUGGAAUAUCAAGUGGAACAUUAGCUAUACUUGGUUUUGUUCAAGAUUCCGAAAAAACCCAAUGUAUACCAAUUAUUACUUCUGCAAAUCAAACAAUAUUCAUUGAAAAAACUUCUUCAUUAGGAUUUUCUGUUGAAACUUAUUUUUUUCUUUUAUCAUUUAUUCUCUUUUGUUCACUUAUUUCUUUUCUUAUAUUAUCGAUAACGAAAAUUGGACAAGAUAAAUCGAAUGAAAAUGAUGAAUCGAUAAAAUUAAUUAAUAAUAAUAAGAAUGAAAUUGAAGAAGAACAAGAAAGUUUUCUUCCUGGUUUACAAACUUAUGCACUUGCAUCUUAUUCACAUGAUAUUUAUCAAAAAACAAUUGUUUCCAUUGAAAUAUCAUAUUUGUUAGUUCAAAUAUUUUGUGCAAUUUAUUCCAAUAUAACAAUAAAACGUUAUCCAAAUUUAGUUCAUAUAUUUAAUAUAAUUGCUACACUUUUUUUAAUUUAUAUAUUUAUUAUUGCAAAAAUGUCUCCAUGUCCUCCUUUCAUAAAUAAUAUUUUAUUAGGUGGUUCAAUAAGUGCUUUAAUAUAUGUUGCUGCAAAUGGUCUAAAUCAUAUUGUGUAUAUUUUAUUAAAUAUUCAUUUUCAUGAAGUAUCUGGAGAAAAAGGACUCUUUUGGAGUUGUUUUAUGGUAUAA
Messenger RNA from Adineta steineri, 1134 nucleotides. The record is from the annotation of a GenBank genome assembly. NCBI's taxonomy places the organism in Eukaryota, Metazoa, Rotifera, Eurotatoria, Adinetida, Adinetidae.